This is a messenger RNA of Panicum hallii, 2253 nucleotides long. RefSeq names its product glutathione S-transferase T3-like. Bases 1073 to 1801 code for a protein of 242 amino acids. The transcript has 3 exons. The record is from RefSeq and is a predicted model, not a curated record. Lineage: Eukaryota; Viridiplantae; Streptophyta; Magnoliopsida; Poales; Poaceae.
GGUAGUGUGAGAACUACAAACUACUUUUAUACUCUCUUGAAGUCUGUUAACUAGAGGCUUCUCACCCAUGCUCCUACCCACCUGAGUGCGGCUUGAUUUUUAGCUCCUAGCGUGCUACUCCACAUGCAUUUGGUUACAAAAUCCUGUCCGAUGGCAAAAAUUAUCAUGAUAAUGUGUAAGAUGAUCAUUGCCGGCAUUUCAUCAAGCAUGUGGUGAGCAUGCAAGGAGCAGGCGGCGGCAGGGAUGGAACGGACUUCAGAUAGCUAGCUGCAGAGUCAUUCCAACGGAGGAGAGGAGGGGAACCAUUGCUUCAGCCGGGGCACCUCAAGGCCAUUAUGAUGGUUCACCAUCAGAGCCGUAGCAUCGUAUGCACAAAGGAGCAGGCUUCCGUUCAUGCGCCUAGGGAGCAGCAGGGCAAGCCUGACAGCUGCCUAGGCCGCCUCGCCAUCCAAAAGCAAAUCGCGCCGGCGGCCACCGCUCACCGUGCUGACCCCAGAGCCGAGUGCUGUCUCCACCGAGGUGAGAUCGCAGUCGAGUGAGCCGCCGCCCCGGCCGCCCUCCUACGUGCGGCCCAUGGUGGCUACUGUUGCCGCCGGGUAUCGCAGGAAGGAGGUACUCGAUGCGGAUGGUGAUGGGAGGCGCCGCCUGGUCCACCUCCAGCACCCAUGGAUCUGCGGCGAGAGAGGUGAGCGCUGCACCCGCUCUCCCUCGAGAAUGGCACCGCGUUCACCGGAGCUGCCGUCUCUCUGCCCAUGAAGGUUGGUGAAGCCGGCCGCGACCGCAGUCAACACCGAGGCGAUAUGGAUGGGAAGGAGAGGAGGACAAAGAGAGGGAGGACCAGCCCGCUCGCAGACGUCACUUCUGCUGCCUCCCGCUGGCGCACGGUCGGCCUGCCCCCACGCGGCCACGCCGCUGCUGCCUGCCGCGGCCGGCCUGACCCCACGUGGCGACGCCGCCUGCUCCCUGCCGCGGGCUCGCGGCCGGCCUGCCCCCACGCGGCCAUGCCGCCUGAUGCCUGGCGCGGCCUGCCCCGACGCCGCCUGAUGCUUGCUUCUUGAAGAUGCAGAGAUAGAUGGUUGAGGAGGUUGAAAUACAAAGCUGGGUGGAAUUGGUGGAGAACAAUGUUGGAAGCAGUGAGCUUGAUGCUGAUGAGUUUAAUUUUGGAGUAUUGCCUAACGAACAAACAUGUACAGAUGCAACUACAGAUGCUUCUCCCCCAUUGAAGAUAGGAAACAAGAACAAGAAGAGAACCAGAAAUUUCAGCAAGCAGAAGGAUAUUUUGUUGGCAUCGGCAUGGUUAGAAGUAAGCAUGGAUCCCGUUCAAGGUGUUGAUCAAACUCGCAGUACUUAUUGGCAGCGAAUUAAUGAGUUCUGCAACAUGCACAAGACCUUUGAAUCUGAUCGUAAUAUUUGUUCUCUCACACACCGUUGGGGUAUCAUUCAAGGAAGUGUUAGCAGAUUUUGUUCAUGGUAUAGUCAAGUACUCCGUUCAAAUCAAAGCGGUGUCACAGAGCAAGACAGGAUUCAACAAGCAUGUGUGUUACACAAGGAUGCAAACUCAGAUAAGAGGUCAUUUGGUUUAAUGCAUUAUUGUAACCUUCUGCUGCAGCAUGCCCAGAAGUGGAAGGACCUUCCUUGUAACAGCAACAACAAAAAACAGAAAACAUCUAAUACAACAAAUCCAAGGUCAGCUACUCUUGGAACACAUGAAAAUCGCCAUGUUGAUGAAGAGGAGGGUCCAAGUCAUACUUCACCAAGGAAAGGUAGGCCAGAUGAUCAGAAGAAGGAGAAAGAAAGGUGAGGUAAAAAUCCUAUAGCUCAUGGUGAAACUCUUUACCUGGAAGCAGUAGAACAUAGUUGGUCUAAGAGACAAAAGGCUGAUGAGUUAAAAGAGCUUAGGAAAAAAGAGCGCACUGAUGAGAGACUUGCUGUAGAAACUAGAAGAAUUUAAAUAAAGCAAGAAGUGGAGACUAGGAGACUUGAUAUCAAGGAACAAGUAGAGAAUAAACGCAUUGAUCUCCAACAACAAGAAAUGUUGUUGAAACAAAGGAUGGAUGAUGAGAAAAUAAUGAACAUGGAUCUAAGUAAAAUGAGUGAGCUGCAACAAAUAUUCUAUAGUGGGCUGCAAAAAGAGAUCAUUGCUCGACGUUUGGGUAGCGGCAAUAUUUGAGACUAUGGGUUUUUGUCUGUUAUGUAUGAAUAAUUUCUGUUAAUUUGUGGUAUGUAUGUGGAAUAUUUAUAUUAAUUUGUAGU